This is a messenger RNA of Danio aesculapii, 2935 nucleotides long. RefSeq lists its product as uncharacterized. The record is from RefSeq and is a predicted model, not a curated record. NCBI's taxonomy places the organism in Eukaryota, Metazoa, Chordata, Actinopteri, Cypriniformes, Danionidae. The transcript has 6 exons. Bases 165 to 836 code for a protein of 223 amino acids.
AUCCAGCAUUCUAACAUCAAGCAGCAGCACAAACCUCUCUCUACGGCUCAAGAUUAAAACCAGUCUGUGAUACUGUACCAUACUGACACACACACUGGAGAGGUUCUCCUUCACAGACCACCUCUUGAUUAGUGCCACAUUGCUGCAGGCAGACAGGCCAGACAAUGGAUAGGCUCACAGAUGAUUUCCAUAAAAAACUUCGUAAGGAAGUAUCUGGCCUGAGAGUCACUUCCAUUGUGUAUUGUGAUUUCAUACUGUAUUUCUGCCUCAUCGCCUCUCGUGCUGGAACUGACAUUGAUGCUGCUAUCAGGAAUCUUAAAGACGUUGCAGCUGGCAAACAAGUCAUCAUGGUAGUGCUUCAUCUUACAAUUGACCCUGAGAAAACCAUAACAGAUACCAACAGUGCUAGAAAUGACAAGAACAUAUAUUAUGUGGACUUUCUGUUCAACGAGGAUGAAGGGUUGAUGAAUUGUCAGAAGAAUAAAGAUGCAAUCAAGAAACUUGUGAUGUACAUGAAGUCUAGGAAUCUGACUUCAUAUUACUUGCAAAAUUAUGGAAGUUCACGUACAAACUCAUACCAGGAUGGAGAAGAUAUUCCCUUAAACCCAGAAGCACAACAAGAUGGAUCCGGUGGAAUUGUAGAUCAUAUAAAAAAACAUCCUGUUGCUUUUGGUGGUGUUGUUGUCAUUUUUGGUACUAUUGUUGGGGUAAUUCUAUACCGCAAAAUAUGGGGAGCCAAAACAACUCUACGUGAGUUAAUUCAAAACUUUCAAAAGUGUUGGCACAUUGGUCCACACAUAGACAGAUCACACAUCUACAGAUGUUUUGACAAUUGAACUUGAUACCCGCGUGAUCAGGGGGAGUCCCCCCCCCCCAUCUUCAGUUUGUUAACGCUCCCCCGCUCUUCAGUUUCAGAUCUCUGUAGCUGUCUCUCCAGAAUCCUCAAUUUAAAACAACAUUUAACAUUUUUUUAUUGAUGCAGACUUCCCACAAAUAUUGGCUACAGUGUAAAAAAUAUCCAUAAGCUAACAGUUUUCUGUAUUUUGUGAUUUCUGUCCCCAACCCCAUUUAUUUAUGCCUAUAAAUUGCAUUAUGUGAUUUAGAUUUUUUUCUCCAACAAUUUUUAACCUAAAAUUUUUACUUUUAAUGACAUUUUUAAUAGUUAGAAGUGAAACUGUAUAUUGUCUGUGUUGGUGAUUAUGGUACAAAAAACUUGUACUUGAAACUGCAAGAGCAUUUUCUGUCAGUUUCUGUCCGACUUAAUUCUCUCUAAAUUAUUUCUUAUAAAAUGUAAUAUUUUAAAACUACACAAAUGUAAAAAAAAAUCUAAUAAAAAGUUUCAACAUUAAUAAUUGACCAAGUGGAGAUCAAUGCUGCAAUUUGUAAACAAUUAAUAACCGUAAAUAAACAAAAACAAAACAUGAAUUAUGAAAUAGGGAAACUGUUAAUUAAGCAACACACAACCAGUGUGUGUGUGUGUGUGUGUGUGUGUGUGUGUGCGUGUGUGUGUGCGUGUGUGUGUGUGUGUGUGUGUGUGUGUGUGUGUUUCUUUGCCAGAUUCAACUUGUUAGGCUCUUCCACAUACAGUAUCAAUGCCACCUUUCCAUAGAUGUUACAGGUCCAAAUAGAAUCUAAAAUAUGAGGACAGACAGAGGGUGGGAAAGUGCAAAGCAAAGAGCAGAUUUAUUUAAGUAACAGUUCACCCAAAACUUAGAAACUUAUUACAUUAUUAUGUCAUUUAUUAUGCUCUAAUGUUCUUCUACCCUCUCAGCUUAUUGUGAAACAAACGCAGAACUUUAUCAAACUUAUAUUAUUAUUGUACAUGACAUACCUUCAUUAUAAUCACCAUGAAUGACCAAGAAGGUGUGCUUGGUCAUUCCACCAACUCUGGAAAUACACCAUCUCAAUAUGUCUUUGUUCAGCCAUCGUCACUGUCAGGGUCUUGUAUUAUUGUAUAAAACAAAACAACACAUUAGUAUCUAACACAUAUGCAUAACCUUCUGAUUUAAAAAAUUUAAUAAUAAAGCAAAAUCUACCUUCAGCAAUGAACAUCAGAAAACAUGCCUCAUGUAUCUUUACAUAUCCUUUGGUUCAGGUAUUGAUUCUUGAUAAUAAUUCUACAAAUCAAACCUGUAAAUAAUACAAUAAACAAGAAUAUAAGCUUUAACUAAAUGACAAGCAAUUUGACAGUGUUUAGAUGCAUUCAUUAGGUAACUAUACAAAGGCAACAAAUGAGCCAUUAAAAUAUUAACUUAUAUAAAAUAGAUAAACAUUACAUGGUGACAUGUAUUCCAUAAAAUGCAAAAAAAAAAAUCCAUCUCCUGUCUUCUGUUUACCAAUCUUCCUCACUUGUGCUUCCUCUUCCACACUGCAACAUUGGCUUAUUUAUUGAAGAUCAAUAUUUAUAGCUCCUGUAAAACAUAUUUAUUGAAGACUACUAUUUAUAGCUAUACUACUGUAAACAUGUUUAUUGAAGACUAGUAGUUUAUACCUAUCGAUUUUUUAUUUUGGUUACAGCUGAUUGGUGUGUCUACAGUUUUGCAGCAGUGUGUGUGUGCAUGCCUGAUGGCUGUGUUUAACCUAUGGUUCAUGUGUGUGUUCAUUUGAAGGCCUUUGCUUUGAAAUUGCAAGGAAAUUUCAUGAUGAAAAAUUUCUGUGUCAAAAGCAUCCAAGUGUGUUUAGUGAUUUAUAUAUGACUGUGUGUAAUGUUUUGCAAAAAGUGUGAAGCUGACAAUGUGCUUACAGUUGUGCAGAUCUAGCCUUGUGUUUUGCUCCUUGAGUGUACGGUUUUGCUAAUUGUGGGAAAAGUUUAAUUUUAGUGUGUUAGCAAUCAUGAAAAACUGUAGGAUUGACUAAAUGUUCCUGCUGGAAGAGAACAUGUGUUAGUGUUUUGAAUAAAUAUUUGAUUUUGAAACAUGUUUGCCAUGUUUUGUUA